AUGAUAAAUGAUCUCGAUGUGAAACCACACGCAACGGAUAUUUGGAAAUUUGUGGAUGACAUAUCAACAUCUGAAAAUAUCACAAAGGGCAGCAACUCAAAGUUUCAGUUCUGUAUUGAUACUAUAAAUUCUUGGACUUCGUGCAACCUUAUGAAACUUAACUCCAAAAAGUGCAAAGAACUACGCGUUUGCUUUCUGAGGGAAUCACCUGAUCUAUCACCAUUGUUGAUCGACGGUCAUGCGCUUGAGGUUGUGCGGUCUCAUAAAGUCCUAGGUCUGGUUAUCCAAAACGAUCUUAAAUGGAAUGCACACAUAGAAUCAGUUGUAUCCAAGGCUUCUAAACGUUUAUAUAUCAUCCGCAUAUUACGGCGAGGUGGUGUCCCUGCGGAAGACUUAUUGAGUAUAUACUUUGCCUUAAUACGAUCGGUUCUGGAGUACUGUUGUGUGGUAUGGCAUCAUGCCCUACCUUUGUACCUCGCCGAUGAUUUAGAGCGAGUGCAAAAACGAGCGCUGAGGAUUAUUUUACCGGGUUACUCUUAUAGGGAAGCAUUAGCACAACUUGGGUGUUCCAGAUUGGAUGAAAGGCGAGAACGACAUUGCCUCAAUACUAUGAAACGCAUAGAAAUUGAAGGACCACUGUCAAAAUAUGUUCCAUUGUCUAGGGCUAGUUCAAAUGAUUAUGAACUUAGAAACUCUAACACAUUAACAACAAUAAAAUGCCGAACAGAAAGAUAUCGCCGUAGCUUUUUCCCAGUACAGUAG
Molecule: messenger RNA, 762 nt
Organism: Paramuricea clavata
Lineage: Eukaryota; Metazoa; Cnidaria; Anthozoa; Malacalcyonacea; Plexauridae
Source: the annotation of a GenBank genome assembly